Eubalaena glacialis (North Atlantic right whale) is the source of this 2210-nucleotide messenger RNA. RefSeq names its product ARB2 cotranscriptional regulator A (gene ARB2A). The transcript has 10 exons. The coding region runs from base 263 to 1375 and encodes 370 amino acids. The record is from RefSeq and is a predicted model, not a curated record. Gene Ontology annotation, cellular component: nucleus. Gene Ontology annotation, biological process: regulatory ncRNA-mediated heterochromatin formation. Gene Ontology annotation, molecular function: siRNA binding. NCBI's taxonomy places the organism in Eukaryota, Metazoa, Chordata, Mammalia, Artiodactyla, Balaenidae.
CCCAGCGACCACGCCCCGCCUCCUUCCGGCUUGUCGCGGCCGCCGCCGCCGUGUGCGCAAUGACGUUUCAGUCUCCUGCGGAUCCCGGAAGUGCAACUGGAACUUGUUCGGGGCGCGGAUCCGGAGAGGGAAAGUCGUAACAACCGCACGAGGGAGUUCGGCUGGCGAGCUGGAAGGCCACGCCUCCUCCCGCCUCCCCCCACAGCCCUGUAGCUGGGGGCAGAGCUCAGAUUUAUUAUCUAGGAUAGAUUUGGAUGAACUAAUGAAAAAAGAUGAACCACCUCUUGAUUUUCCUGAUACACUGGAAGGAUUUGAAUAUGCUUUUAAUGAAAAGGGGCAGUUAAGGCACAUAAAAACUGGGGAGCCAUUUGUUUUUAACUACCGGGAAGACUUGCACAGAUGGAACCAGAAAAGAUAUGAAGCGCUUGGAGAGAUCAUCACGAAGUAUGUAUACGAGCUCCUGGAAAAGGACUGUAAUUUGAAAAAAAUAUCUAUUCCAGUAGAUGCCACUGAGAGUGAACCAAAGAGUUUUAUCUUUAUGAGUGAGGAUGCUUUGACAAAUCCACAGAAACUGAUGGUUUUAAUUCAUGGUAGUGGUGUUGUGAGGGCAGGUCAGUGGGCUAGAAGGCUUAUUAUAAAUGAAGAUCUGGACAGUGGCACACAGAUACCUUUUAUUAAGAGAGCUAUGGAUGAAGGAUAUGGAGUAAUAGUACUGAAUCCCAAUGAAAACUAUAUCGAAGUAGAAAAGCCGAAGAUACAUGUACAGUCAUCUUCUGAUAGUUCAGAUGAACCAGCAGAAAAACGGGAAAGAAAAGAUAAAGUCUCUAAAGAAACAAAGAAGCGACGUGAUUUCUACGAGAAGUAUCGUAACCCCCAAAGGGAAAAAGAAAUGAUGCAGUUGUAUAUCAGAGAAAAUGGUUCUCCUGAAGAACAUGCAGUCUAUGUGUGGGACCAUUUCAUAGCCCAAUCUGCAGCUGAGAAUGUAUUUUUUGUUGCUCAUAGCUAUGGAGGACUUGCUUUUGUUGAACUGAUGAUUCAACGAGAAGCAGAUGUGAAAAGUAAGGUGACUGCUGUGGCGUUGACAGACUCUGUUCACAAUGUGUGGCAUCAAGAAGCUGGCAAAACGAUUCGAGAAUGGAUGAGAGAGAACUGUUGUAAUUGGGUCUCUAGCUCAGAACCAUUAGACACAUCAGUGGAGUCCAUGCUGCCUGACUGUCCCCGAGUCUCAGCAGGCACCGACCGUCACGAGCUAACUUCCUGGAAGAGCUUCCCGUCUAUUUUCAAGUUCUUUACCGAAGCCUCUGAGGCAAAGACCAGUUCCCUGAAGCCGACUCUGACGCGGCGCUCCCACCGAAUAAAGCACGAAGAGCUGUAAGAGGAGAGCGAGCGAGACGGGGGAGGGGAAGCCGAGGAAGCACACUCGAGCAUAUGCAUCCACACGUCUCCCCACCGCCUGUUGUCGGCGAGCAGACUCCCAGCCCCUCAUUAGAUUGUUUUCUUCCUAGAGCACAGGGUCGUGAUAUAUACAUCUAAAUAGCGUUUUGCAUUAUUUCUAGAUGAGUGCAACUGUCAAAGCAAUAUGGGUUCACUGGUCGUGCUUCCUGCGGGCUGUGCUUGGGCUUCGCGCUGCCCGUCAGCGCGCAGAUUAAGGCCGACAGCGCCCUGCCCGGCGCGGCCGGCGCGCCUCUAAUUGCCCUGAUGGAGCCCGCGCCGGUGCUGCGGGGCGAGGGGCGUCUGCGCGGUCCUACCGCCGGCAGCCACGUAGCCGCCGCUCCGCUCCUCUCCCCCGGCCCCCCUUCCCCCUGAAUCAUGUCCAUUUCUUUUUCCCCCCGAACCGAACCGAAGGAAACUUUUAUUCUAGACUUAAAACUCCCAUUUUAAGCAGGUUUUUCCCUAAGGGCGUCUAUGUCUUUUUUUUUUUUUUUUUUUUAAGGAAGUCCCCCCCUCCCAAGCCAAAUUUAAAUUCAUAACGUGAAUUCCGUCAUGUACUGUGUAGUUUGGGGAGGGCAAAUUGUUCUCUCCCUAACGAUCUAUUUUCAUUUCGAGACCAGAAGAAAAACUGCAUUAAAAAAAUCUAUAAAGUACCCAAUCCACGUUAUCGCUGAAAACCUUGCCAAUUGAAUACGAGAUUUUACACAAGUCUCUAAUUUCAGAAGAGAUUGUUUAAGCCAAAACAUAAUGAUGAGCAAAUCUUUUAAGUACAUGUGGGA